ACGAGUACACGGCGUGCGACAGCGCGGGGUCGCGGUGGAGGGUGGCCGUGCCGCACACGCCGGGACUCUGCACCGGGCUGCCGGACCCCGUCAAGGGCACCGAGUGCUCUUUCUCCUGCAAGGCAGGUGAGUUCCUCGACAUGAAGGCGCAGUCGUGCAAGCCCUGCGCCGAGGGCACCUACUCGCUGGGCACCGGCGUGCGCUUCGACGAGUGGGACGAGGUGCCCCACGGCUUCGCCAACGUCGCCACCAACCUGGAGGUCGACGACAGCUUCGGCGACACGGUGGAGAACUGCACGGCGUCGACGUGGGUGCCGCUGGGUGACUACAUCGCCUCCAACACGGACGAGUGCACGGCCACCCUCAUGUACGCCGUCAACCUGAAGCAGUCGGGCACCGUCUCCUUCGAGUACAUCUACCCCGACAGCAGCAUCGUCUUCGAGUUCUUUGUGCAGAACGACCAGUGCCAGCCCACGGUGGAGGAGUCGCGCUGGAUGCGGACCACGGAGAAGGGCUGGGAGUUCCACAGCGUGGAGCUGAGCCGCGGCAACAACGUGCUCUACUGGAGGACCACGGCUUUCUCCGUGUGGUCCAAGGUCCCCAAGCCCGUGCUGGUGAGGAACAUCGGGAUCACAGGAGUCGCCUACACCUCCGAGUGCUUUCCCUGCAAACCCGGAACCUACGCCGCCGCCGCCGGCUCCUCCUUCUGCCAGCUCUGCCCCGCCAACACCUUCUCCAGCAAAGGCGCCACCGCCUGCCAGCCCUGCGAGCCGGCCACCUACGCGGAGCAAGGCUCCGCGUCCUGCAAGGUGCGGCCGCCCUGCACGGACAAGGAUUACUUCUACACGCACACAGCUUGCGAUGCCAACGGGGAGACCCAACUCAUGUUCAAGUGGGCAGAGCCGAAAAUCUGCAACGAGGAGCUGCCGCAGGCAGCCCAGCUGCCCCCCUCGGGGGUGAAAACCAAGUGCCCCCCCUGCAACCCUGGUUUCUUCAAAAGCAACAGCAGCGCCUGCGAGCCCUGUCCCUACGGCUCCUACUCCAACGGCUCAGGCUGCGUCCGCUGCCCGGCUGGCACCGAGCCGGUGCUGGGGCUGGAGUACAAGUGGUGGAACGUGCUGCCCCCCAACAUGGAGACCACCGUGCUCAGCGGCAUCAACUUCGAGUACAAGGGGAUGGCAGGCUGGGAGGUGGCUGGGGACUACAUCUACACGGCGGCAGGAGCCUCCGACAACGACUUCAUGAUCCUCACGCUGGUGGUGCCUGGCUUCAGUCCCCCGCAGCCGGCGCUGGAGGACGGGGACAGCAAGGAGGUGGCCAGGAUCACCUUUGUCUUCGAGACCAUCUGCAGCGUCAGCUGCGAGCUCUAUUUCAUGGUGGGUGUCAAUUCCCGCACCAACACGCCGGUGGAGACGUGGACGGGGCCCAAGGGGAAGCAGUCGUACACCUACGUGGUGGAGAAGAACGCCACCAUGAGCUUCACCUGGGCGUUCCAGCGCACGCCCUACCACGAGGCGGGCCGGCGGUACACCAGCGACGUGGCCAAGCUCUACUCCGUCAACGUCACCAACGUGCUGGGCGGGGUGGCCUCCUUCUGCCGACGCUGCGCCCCUGAGCCGGGGGGGGCCUGCGCCCCCUGCCCCCCCGGGCACGCCCUAGACCACGCCACCGGCGCCUGCCAGCCCUGUCCCCCCGGCACCUACCUGCGGGGGCACCCCCCCGGCAGCACCCCCACCUGCCAGCCCUGCGGUCCCGGCACCCACAGCAACCAGGUCCGCUCCCUCUGCUACAACAACUGCAGCUUCUCGCUGGCGCUGCCGGGCCGCACGCUGCACUACGACUUCUCGGCGCUGGCCGCCACCACGGCGUUCGCCAGCGGCCCCAGCUUCACCUCCAAGGGCCUCAAGUACUUCCACCACUUCAACGUCAGCCUCUGCGGCAACCGCGGCAGGAAGGCGGCCUCGUGCACGGACAACGUGACGGACGCGCGGCUGCCGGACGAGGGGGGCGCGGGCCGGGUGGUGACGUCCCACGUGUGCCAGGCCAUCGUGGUGCCCUCCGACGUGGUGGGCUACCGGGCGGUGGUGUCCUCGCAGCCCGUCAGCCUGGCUGACCGCGUCGUGGGUGUCACCACGAGCCCCACGCUGGACGGCAUCACCGCGCCCCCCGAGCUCUUCCCCCCUGCCAACCCCGAGCUGCCCGACAUCAUCUUCUUCUACAGGUCCAGCGAGGUGACACAGUCGUGCAGCGGGGGCCGGGCCACCACCAUCCGCCUGCGCUGCGACCCGCUGCUGCCAGGCACCGGCAGCCUGGCUGUGCCCAGCAAAUGCCCCGAGGGCACCUGUGACGGCUGCGCCUUCCACCUGCUGUGGGCGACGGCCGAGGGCUGCCCGCGCUGCUCCGCCGGCCACUUCCGCGCCAUCGUGGGCGCCUGCCAGGGCGGCCUGCAGAGAACCACCUACGUGUGGCGGGAGCCCCGGCUGUGCCGCGGGGGGCAGCGCCUGCCCCCGCCGAGGGUCCGCAGCUGCCGCAGCACCGAUUUCUGGCUGAAGGUGGGGGUCUCGGUGGGGACGUGCGUGGCCGUGCUGCUGGCUGCCCUGGCCGCCUACUUCUGGAAGAAGAACCAGAAGCUGGAGUACAAGUACUCCAAGCUGGUGAUGAACGCGGCGGCCAAGGAGAGCGAGCUGCCGGCGCCCGACAGCUGCGCCAUCAUGGAGGGCGAGGACGCCGAGGACGAGCUCAUCUUCGCCACCAAGAAGUCGCUGCUGGGCAAGAUCAAGGCCUUCACCUCCAAGCGCACCCCAGAUGGCUUCGACUCCGUCCCGCUGAAGCCGUCGUCCGGCGGCACCGACCUGGAGCUGUGAGGGGGCCGUG
Messenger RNA from Cygnus atratus (black swan), 2874 nucleotides. RefSeq names its product endosome-lysosome associated apoptosis and autophagy regulator 1 (gene ELAPOR1). The transcript has 21 exons. The coding region runs from base 141 to 2864 and encodes 907 amino acids. NCBI's taxonomy places the organism in Eukaryota, Metazoa, Chordata, Aves, Anseriformes, Anatidae. The record is from RefSeq and is a predicted model, not a curated record. Gene Ontology annotation, cellular component: lysosome; trans-Golgi network; extracellular exosome. Gene Ontology annotation, biological process: autophagosome assembly; positive regulation of vacuole organization.